Molecule: messenger RNA, 1682 nt
Organism: Trichobilharzia szidati
Lineage: Eukaryota; Metazoa; Platyhelminthes; Trematoda; Strigeidida; Schistosomatidae
Source: the annotation of a GenBank genome assembly
CCUAAUUCAAGGCAGACGUUACUCUGGGAGACGUCAACUACUUCGAAGGUUAUUCUAUUAAUCUUCAAAGAAGAACUUUAAUAAGCAGAACAGUUUUCUGCUAUUGUGUUCUCACAUUUGCUUGCCUCCCACCCCACCCUGCCCACCUCCGUGUGCAUAUAUGAAAUGGUAUCUUCAUUGGAUAGAUUUAAAUUCUUACACAGCGAUGUAUUCCGUGGACGUGUUGCCUUAAUAUCUCUUGUUCUUCAAAAUGCUGCUGUUGUACUUGUCACUCGAUAUUCACGUGCAAGACAAGGUGAUAUGUACUAUUCGACAACAGCUGUUGUCAUGAGUGAAUUAGUUAAACUACUCGUAUGUUUCUUUCUUGUCUACAUGGAGGCGAAUUAUUCAUUUACUGCAUUCAUAAAUAAUCUGAAAGAGAAUAUAUGGAAAGAUCCAUGGGAUUGUGUAUUAAUAUCAGUUCCUGGAUUGGUGUAUACAAUUCAAAAUAACUUGUUAUUUGUUGGUUAUUCGAAUUUGGAUGCUGUUUCAUUUCAGAUAUUGUAUCAGCUGAAGAUUUUCACCACAGCGAUAUUCUUCAGAAUUCUCCUGUCGAAACACCUAAGUCGUGUACAAUGGAUUUCAUUGGGCAUCCUAUUCACCGGUGUAGUAUUAACACAAUUAAAUGAUAUCAUGAAAUCGGAUACCACGAUGAAUUCUACCGGCAAUGGCACUUCCAAUAAUAGUAAUAAUAGUAGUAUUAAUAAUAAUACUAAUGGUAAUAAAAAUCUACUCGUCGGUUUAUCCUCCGUUGUGUUAGCAUGCAGUUGUUCUGGUUUUGCUGGAGUAUUUUUUGAAAAACUCUUGAAAAGUAGUCAUAAAAGUGUAGCUAUACGUAAUAUUCAGCUGGCAUUUUAUGGUGUUACUGUAGGCAUUGUGACAGUUUAUCUUAAAGAUGGACAGGCUAUACAUAAGAAUGGAUUUUUUUUCGGUUAUGAUUCUAUUGUAUGGUUAGCUAUUUUAAUCCAAUCAUUAGGCGGGUUGUUGAUUGCAGCGACAAUACGCUAUGCAGAUAAUAUACGUAAAGGAUUUGCUACCUCAUUGGCUAUUGUACUCACUUUCGUCUUGUCAAUAUUUUGGUUUAAUUUUCAACCGACAAUUUUAUUCUUUAUUGGUGCUGUUUUGGUGAUGAUAGCGACUGUUUUAUAUUCUGCUUAUCCACCUGCUACUACUGAUACUACUAAUAAGUUUGUCAGUAGUAGUGAUAAUAAGUAUUUUGUAAAUUCACUUUUCAAUACGAAAUCGCAAUUGAAUAAGGAUUUUUCGCAUAAAUUAUCUAUUUGAUGAAUUGUACUCAUUUCCCUCCCUCCCUCUUUCUGUCUCUCCCUCCUUCUUUUUCUAUUGUGAUAUUGUUCUUUGUUUUUAAAAUAAAUUGUGAUAAUUUUCUAUUCCCGACCCCCGCCAGCGGCCCCUUCGGCCCGCCGCGCCUUCCCUCUAUUUUCUUCGCCUCAUUGUUUCACUGACUCAGAUAUCUGCUGUCGUCAGGGAUGACAGGCGGUGAUUUAAAAGAAAGAAAAGAAAAGAAAAAUUUUACUUUUGUAUGUUUAUUAUUUGCUAUUUUGUCUUCUUUAUGGUGUCAGUUUUUAUAGACGAAAACGGAUAGUGAUAAUGAUAAUAAUAAUAAAUUUUAGUGCCUUUUGUAU